Molecule: messenger RNA, 1864 nt
Organism: Colias croceus (clouded yellow)
Lineage: Eukaryota; Metazoa; Arthropoda; Insecta; Lepidoptera; Pieridae
Product: putative inorganic phosphate cotransporter
Exons: 11
Coding region: 101-1546 (481 amino acids)
Biological process (GO): transmembrane transport; monoatomic anion transport
Cellular component (GO): plasma membrane
Molecular function (GO): transmembrane transporter activity
Source: RefSeq, a predicted model, not a curated record
AGCGGAUCGGUGUCCGCUUCCGAGUAACCAAGGCACUGCCCUUGAUCCUAGAUAGAUCAUUUAUCUUUUUUGAUCUUAGAUCGCAGUGUAGUGUGUGAACAUGAGUGAAGUGACAACCAGUAAGCCGGAAAGCUCCUUCGGGAUGCGACACGUGAUCAUCUUCCUUCUCUUUCUCUCCACCGUAACGUCAUAUGCAACCAGAGUCAGCAUGAGUUUGGCCAUAGUGGCCAUGACCAAGCCGAAUAAUUACGAUUUUCCGGUGUUCGCAUGGGAGCAAGGCAUCCGGGACACGAUCCUAUCCUCCUUCUUCUGGGGAUACGUGGUACUGCAGAUCCCAGCUGGUCUGAUUGCUGGAAGAUUUGGCGGGAAGAUGCUGGUGCUGGUUUCCAUGCUGAUCACGGGCGUUGUCAAUCUGUUUACACCUUUGUUGGCUACUAAGGGAGACUGGAUAGCGGUAUGUGCGUGCAGGAUCCUCAUGGGUCUAUCUCAGGGUAUGCUGUAUCCAAGCAUUCAUGGGCUUAUUGGUCAAUGGUCACCGUUGUCAGAGAGAAGCCGGAUGGGAACUAUUGUAUAUUCUGGCUCUCAACUCGGUACAAUCAUCGAAAUGGUGGUGGCCGGUUGGCUGUCCGAGAGCAAAUGGGGCUGGCCAUCUGUCUUCUACGUUGCUGGUAUCACCUGCCUCGUAUUUGCUGUCAUCUGGUUCAUCUUCGGAGCUUCCACCCCUGGUACCUGCAGGUGGAUAUCGAAGGAAGAAAAGAAGUUCAUUGAACUCAGCGCAGGAGCUACUGAUAUUAAUCAGUCAAAGAAUAUGCCUACACCAUGGAAGAAAAUUUGGACAUCUCUACCAUUCUGGGCAAUUCUCCUCGCUCACUGCGGCCAAAGUUUGGGCUUCUGGACUCUUCUUACCGAAAUGCCUUCCUACAUGGACAAAGUUCUCGGUGUUGCUAUUAAAGAUAAUGGAAUCUACUCAGCAUUACCAUACGCUGCUAUGUACAUCCUCAGUUUUGUGUUCAGUUGGACAGCUGAUUUCUUGAUAAACAGAAAUAUUUUAAGCCACGGUGCUACCAGAAAGAUCUUUAAUACUAUUUCCUUCUGGGGACCAGCAGCAGCUCUUCUAGGUCUCUCGUAUAUCCCAGCAGGUCAUGUGCCACUCGCAGUUGCUAUGUUGACCGUCACUGUUGGCUUGAAUGGCGCUCACUAUGUGGGAUUCUUGAUUUCCCACAUCGACCUGUCUCCAAACUUCGCCAGUACUUUGAUGGGCAUCACCAACGGCUUUGGAAACAUUUUCUCCAUCAUGGCUCCCUUGAGCGUGACCCUCGUUGUUCGAGAUGAAACAAGUGCUUCAGAAUGGCGCAAGGUCUUCUUCAUCUCGAUUGCUUGCUACUUCUUGAGCAACCUCUUCUUCCUUCUAUUCUACUCUGGAACUGUUCAACCCUGGAACGAACCGAAACCUACAGCUAGUAUUGAGGAUGGCGUGAAACACAAAGAAAAGGAAGAAAAACCGAAAUCGAGUGACAAAGAGGCUAGCGGGGAACAUAAAUUCUGAUUUAGAGGAUUCCAUACAACCGCUCAAAACUAGUCAAUUAUGUUUAUGUACAAAGGAACAACUUAUUAUUAGAUUAUUUGUACAUAAUAUUAUGUAUACUGUUACUAUUAGAUAAAAAGAAAUAUUCCGAAACGAGUCAUCGAAAUAGCGAAAAUCCUAAUCGUGUAAAUAAUAUAUUUUGUAUUUCAAACAAUUUUAUUUUAAUUACUAAUGGACACAAAGAGCAGUUUAGUUAUGAACCCAGUUUUCUAUAAUAUUAUGCUUAUGCGUUUAAAUUUACUAUCAACUAUCAAACAAAAGCUAUGUUGGAUCGAUAAU